AUGUCUGAACAUGAAAGUGAUUCAUCAGAUGAUGAGGCACGUAUUAAUCAAGUAACAAAAGCGAAGAAACCUAAGAAAAAUGUGACUUAUCAACGUGUUGCUCGUCCAUCGACAUAUGAUGAUGAUGAUGACGAUGAUAAUGAUGAAGAUGAUUUUAAUAGACAACUUCGUUUAGAACAAACAAAAAAAUUACAAAAUCAAGCAGCAAAAAUAAAAACAAAAACUGAUCCUGAUGGAACUGUUUAUGAAUGGGAUCCAGCUGUUAAAGGAUGGUUUCCAAAAGUAUCUGAAGAAUUUCUAGUAGAACAUCAUAUGAAUUAUGGUCUAGAAUCUUCAUCUGGUAUACGAUAUGAUGUUCAUCAUCAAACGUAUAUACAAGAACGUGAUGGAAUGUCAUAUAAAUUAGAUAAAGAAACCCAACAAUGGGUACCAUUACAAUCAUAUACUGAUGAAAAAAAUAAUAUAAAAUAUACAUUUUCAAAAAAACAUAAUACAUGGAUACCAGAUGUUAGUACUUAUUCAACAAAUGAUGAAGAAGGAAAACCACAAACAUAUGUUUGGGUAAAAGAUCAACUUAAUUGGGCACUUUUAUCAACUGUUGAUAAUUAUACAGAUCAUGUGACAGGUAUUAAAUAUAGAUGGAAUAAUCAAACAAAUAGUUGGGAUAAUGAAGGAACUGAACCUAUUGAAGAUGAUACAGACAUGUCAACAGAACAAAAAACAAUAGCAGCAACAACAGCUAAAUCAUUACAAAUUCAAAAUGAAAAAAAGAAACCAGCUGAAGGUUGGUUUGAUUUACCUGAUGAAAAAAAUUGUAAUGUUUAUGUAACUGGCCUACCAUUUGAUAUAACCGAUGAAGAAUUUGAAGAACUUAUGUCAAAAUAUGGCAUUAUUUCACCUGAUCCUAAUGAUACACGAAAGAAAAAAAUACGUGUAUACAGAGAUGAACAAGGAAAUCCAAAGGGUGAUGGAAGAUGCCGAUAUUUACGACCUGAAUCUGUAAAAUUAUGUAUUGAUAUGCUUGAUGAAAGUGAUUUUCGUUCAUCGAAACUUCAUGUUGAACGUGCAAAAUUUGAAGUUAAAGGAACAUUUAAUCCUGAAUUAAAACGUAAAAGAAAAAAAGUUGAUAAAAAAACCAAACAACUACAAGUAGAUAGAUUACUUAAUUGGGAAGAACGUCCAGAAGUCAUUCGACAUAAAUAUGAACGAAUUAUUGUUAUGAAAAAUAUGUUUGAUUUACAACAAUUUAAAAUUGAUCCUUUAUUUAUUGAUAAACUACGAACUCGUAUUCAAGAAUCUUGUAGUCAAUAUGGAGAAGUCAAAAAAAUAAAUAUUUAUGAUUCAAAUCCAGAUGGUGCUGUAACUGUUGGUUUUGCUGAUAUUGAUCAAGCAGAUGCAUGCUGUCAAUAUAUGAACGAUAGAAUUUGGCAUGGAAGAAUUAUACAAUGUCAUAUUUGGGAUGGUUCAACGAAAUAUAAUGUUGAAGCAUCAACAGAAGAAGAAAAAGCAAGACUUAAUGAAUGGCAUAAAUAUUUGAACGAUAAUGAUGAAGAAGAAACAUAA
Messenger RNA from Adineta steineri, 1563 nucleotides. NCBI's taxonomy places the organism in Eukaryota, Metazoa, Rotifera, Eurotatoria, Adinetida, Adinetidae. The record is from the annotation of a GenBank genome assembly.